Sphaeroforma arctica JP610 is the source of this 931-nucleotide messenger RNA. RefSeq lists its product as hypothetical. The transcript has a single exon. The record is from RefSeq and is a predicted model, not a curated record. NCBI's taxonomy places the organism in Eukaryota, Ichthyosporea, Ichthyophonida. The coding region runs from base 56 to 586 and encodes 176 amino acids.
CCGUAUCGAAACAAAGUGAGUGGAUCAAAUCGAUUUAAAAUUUCGAUCAUUUAGUAUGGCAGACACUUUUGGAAUGGUCCAUCCUGAACUCGAGGCGUUCGAGCAACCCAAUUUAAUGUCCCAUAUCACAAAGACAUUCAAACUGGUAGAUGAAAGACUCGUCAAUAGCGAACGAUUGAUCGAAGAGCAGCGUAUCCUUAUCGAAGAGCAGCGCAUCAUUGAACAGGAUAUUGACGUGCAGCGAAUCGCCCUUGAAAACAAUAGAUGGAGACGAGCUCAGCGAGUUCAACGAGUUCACGCGCGAGAUAUUGCUAAUUUGCAAAAUUCAGUAGCCGACAUGCGAGUCUGGAUGGACGCAAACGCGGGCGAAUCCCAUUCAAGUCCUAGUGCAGAUCGUCCUAUUCCUAGCGCAGAUGGUUCCGUUCACAGCGCAGACCGUCCAACUCCCAGCGCAGACCGUCCAACUCCCAGCGCAGACCGUCCAACUCCCAGCGCAGACCGUCCAACUCCCGGCCCAAACCAUUCACCUCUUGCCGCAAGAACUGUACGGAUCAAUGAACGCAGAAGACACUCCCUUCCAAAAUAGAGUGCGCCAUUACCUGGCGACACUGAGACGGGCGAACUCUUCAUUCCAAACCUCCAGUCACUACUGGACAGAGGAAAGAUUUCGUGACCUCAGAAAUUUUCUUUGCUCCCCACAGUACCGUCAUAGAAUUGAACGCUCGAGUGCUUCCAAAGUCAUUCGAAACUUCCGCAAUUUCCUUGAUAGCCGUCGCGUAUAGGUUCAAAUACACUUCAUCAUAGCAGGUGAGAAAACACUUCAGCCAUAGUCGACUUGUCGACAAUAAACUAGACUUGGCCGGUACAAUUUUACAAAACUGAAUGGUGGUUCACACAGUAUCACUGAGGAAUACGUAUCAAACGAGAUCCC